UGAGCAUGCAAGGCCACGUGAUGGUCUGGAAGAAAUGCGCCUGCGUAGUGUAGUGAGCGUGUGCGGGAAGAGUGGAUCGAGCUCCCGCCACCUCUACCGCCGUAACUAGUAGUGUGGCUCAGCUGUUUCUGUUUACUAAACAAAGGAGCCAGAAAUCAGUUCAACGGUGGACAGCGAGCGGGGCACGUUCGUGUGUCCGUUAGCGACACCACUUUUUUUUUCUAACCCUUUUUGACCAACCAACAGACCGAUCUCGCUUCAUGAUCGCAGACAAAAAUCGUGAGUGCAUCUAACCAGGAUAUUUCUCGGAGACUUGUCAAUUGCUAACCACCGAAUUCCCGAGUGAUAUCGGAGGACUAAAGCACAUAGCAAGACGAGGAAACAAAUGCAGUAAGUAUGCCGUCGUUGCUGGAAGCACUGGAGCUAAAGUACGGCAGUUCAACGACCGACUGCUCCCUCACGGACGAGGAGACGGAAUCGAGCUCGCCGAAGGCCGCCCUCUCGGUCAGCAUUUUCAUUCCAAAGAAAUCACCCCGUCAUACGGUGCCUGCGUUGCUGGUGUUGCAGGACUGUGACAUCGAGUCCGCUGGAAAUGACGCCGAGAAGCUCCGCAAUAAAUGCAAGAACGUCGAGGAGCUCGACCUUGCGCAGAACAAACUGUCCCAAUGGACCGAGGUGUUCGAUAUUCUGCAGCACAUGCCGAAGAUCAAAUUCGUCAACCUUAGCUUCAAUUGCCUGGCCGAGGUCCUCGAGAUCAAGCACGGGAGUUACGAUCUAUUGAAAAAUUUGGUUUUGAACGGCACCAGAGUCACCUGGUCGACGGUCCAAGGGCUGAUUCAUUUGCUCCAUAAUCUGGAGGAACUCCAUUUGUCGUUGAACGAGUACAAGACAGUUGACUUGGACUAUCAGAUGUCUGAAAACAAGAAUACCUCGGUGAAGAAACUCCAUUUCACCGGGAAUCCCGUUGAAGUGUGGAACGAAAUCUCUAAACUUGGCUACAUCUUCCCGAAUCUGGAGAGUCUCGUGCUAGCAGAGUGUCCGAUUAGGUCAUUGGCUCUUGUAAACAAUAGGAACUCGAACGAGGAGAUGUGUCCCAAAAAAGAGACCGAAAAUUUGAGCGAAGAUAACGAGAAUAUGAACAGCCUGAACGACGAAGAGAAUACGUUGGUAGAUGAAAAGGGGAACAGGAUACUCAACGAGGGAAAGGUGAAUUACGACAGAUUCGAGUCGGAAUCAGAGUCCAGCGGCACAACCAUUAGAUCCUCUCAUGAUCCUUUCAGAAAACUCAGGUUCCUAAACGUGAACGGUACGCUCUUGUCCACGUGGGACGAUGUAGAACGGUUAGCCAGGUUUCCGGCGCUGAAAUCUCUGAGGAUUCAGGGCUGCCCUCUUUUCGAGAGUCCUCGAGAAUACACUGAACACGAGAGGCGGCAGCUUUUGAUCGCCAGACUUCCAAAUGUUGAAACGUUAAAUGGCGGCGGCGUGAUAUCCUCUCAGGAGCGCGAGGACGCCGAGAGAGCCUUCAUUCGGUACUACAUGGACAAACCGGAAGCGGACAGGCCCGAAAGGUACUCCGAGCUGGUAGCUAUUCACGGAAAGCUGGAUCCGCUGGUACACGUUGACCUGACGCCUGAGAAAAGGGUCAAGGUCACGUUCACUUACGGAGACCUGGUUGAGGUUCGAUCCAUAGACGUGUACAGGACGGUUUUUGAAUUGAAAACCAAGCUGGAAACAAUGGUGAAAAUCCCGGCGAAUAGGAUGAGGCUCUUUUACGUAGAUCAGGUGUUGAAGGCGCAAUACGGGCCAGAAGAAAUGUUGUAUCCGAACAAGCAAUUAUACCGAUACAACAUACGUAAUGGCGACGAGAUCAUAAUCGACAGCAAGUUGAAUCGUUUCGUGUCGUCGUCUUCGACUACGUCUUCCAUUCGUUCAUGAAGAAGGUGUUCCAGUGAAUCGUCGGACAACACAAAACAUACCUGACAGUUGUUGGGAUCUGAUCUCUGCUAACAGAUCUACUGAUCGAAGGUCUCAUAGGUUCCAAUCGUAAAUCGAUUUCGGAGAGACUUGGAAUUUUUAUGUAUACACACCGAGUAAUCGUUCUAUAAGUUAUAUUUAUCGAUUCUUCAAGGUUGAAAAGCAUAACAAAAUACGUUAAGAACUGACAAAAGAGUCGCGUUUGUGCGUAGCAAAUGGCUACACGAGGAAGCAAAGUUCAAAUUUUUCCAGUACGAGGACGUAUUAAAUACAUUUCUAGAGAAAGGAAGGAAAUUUUCACAUAUUCAUAAACACACGUAUAUUCUGUAUCAUGUUUUUAUGAAAAAUUUUCGUGAAUCUGUUUACAAAGAAUUUUGCGAUUCUUCUUCGAAGCUUCGCGUUAAUCGUAGCGUAGAUUGCAGUCGAACGUAUCUGAAUUAAAAUAUAAGGUAGUUGAUUAACGUAUCCUCUGCUACUAAAAUACAGUUCCUCCUCCCAAUAAGCUACGUAAUCUCUUUAUUGAAAGUGUUUUUACUCUAUGCGGUAACGCUCGUUUUAACACAUUGCUUGCUAUUUUCUUCUCCUUUCUAAUUCGCUUUAUCAGAAACAAAAAUACCAUUGCAUUACUUAGACAAUUGAAUGUGAACAGUGGGACGUAUGCGUUAGUAGCAGUGAAUGUGUUAAAUAGCAUCUAAUUUACCCGAUUAUUUUCCAAGUAGUGAACGUUGCCUGUUGACUAGGAACGUGAAAGUUCGUUCCUUCAUUACAUUGUACAGAAGAAACUUUAUUAGUGAUUCGAUUGUAAAGUUCGAAGAAGAAAUAACGGAAACCAAAAAGAAAAAAGAAAAAAAAAAAUAACGUAGUGCUAAAUGUCGUAAGCACAUUGGUAUCGAUUAGAGACGAGUACUUACAUGAUUCGAUCAGAAAUGAUACUUUUAAUUUCUGAGCCGAAUUUACCAUGUUAGAAAUGUUAACUAGUGAGCUGUUAAAUUCGAUUUAUUAACGUUUUGUAAUAAUAAGGGGAUUCGACGAAGAGCAACAUCAGUUGAAUUAAGCUCGUGGAUGAAUUUUUAAACGUGACACAAUUCGCAUACUUCAGGGCAAUGCAACGAGUAUGUCGGAAAAAUAAUGAUAGACGUCGAGAUUGCCGAAAAGAAUGAAAACUAUUUUUAUAGAUCGCAGCUAGGCACGAAGGCGCCACGAGAAUAUAAUGAGAACUAUAGGCAAUGAUAAAAGUAUGAAAGUAUGAAAGGUACACAUACACGGCUUUGUCUUGAUCACAACGACCAAAGUUUCGUACUGGCUGAUGCAAAAGUUCUUACUCUGUACUGAAACAGCAUAAAUGUCAAUGCAGAUUGUCAUAUGGAUUUUACGUAGAGUCGUAGAAAAGCAAGCAGAAAGUAAUAGUCGGUACUAUUAUUUUUACACUUUUACGUUUAUUGUCUAGCAUGAAGAGGCGAGUAUUGAUGCUUUUUUAGAGAUGAAAGAUAAAGUGAUUCCCGAUAUAAUUUCAUGCAUUUUUAUGUACUUAAGCUUGACAGUUAUCGAUAUGGGAUGACUGUAAAUUUAAACGCAACUAACACAAUACGUCUCUAAAGUAUCGAUAUUUUUAGUCGUUAAUUUACCAUUGUCCUUCGGUGUAUCCUUUAUUGUAUAAAAUUCAUAAAAUGUACAGAAGAAACUGAUACACGAGGAAGCUUAACGUUAACGCGUGCGUGGUCAUGUGUUAGGAAGAAGACAACGAUGUUGCGCGUUUUGGUUUAUUCCGCUUGCAAGGGAGGAAUCUUGAAGAGUCACUUAGUGCCUGCCUUUUAUUAGCAUAACUUGAAUAUUUCUAACACUGCCCUUGUAAAUACCAUGAAUACAUGAACUGCAACGCAGCUUCGUCGACUCUUCAUGGUAGUGCGUUGACCAGUCAGUGUUUUUCUGUGAUCGUAUCUCAACAUUGGAAUAUUUCGUGACUUAGGAGCUAAAAAAUUCUGUAAGACUUUUUUUAAGGAUUAAAAAAAAAAAACACAUUAAAGCAUGGUCUAAAUAUUCCAGUGCAAGAGACUUAAUGAUUAUGAAAGUCAGAGAAAAAGCAGAGCUGCAAGGUUAAGGAAGAGGUCUGUCUACGCCUCUCUGAAAGAUCGAGAACGGUAUCGCGAACGUUUGUGUCGUUGGAUUUCAGGGUUAUCGAUGCUUUUGGAGAUUGUACGUACCGUGCCGAGUCGUUUGAUCGAUGCAUAUCGCAAGUAUUCACGAGGAAACGAGAUACAAAAACGCAAUGACCCUGAGACCCGCACACUGUGUCUAGUCUUGGAAAGGAAACUGCAUUGUUCUCAUUUUAUAUAAUAUGAUCCUUUUUUGUGCUGGCGCAAAUGUGUACGUACUAACGAAAUAAAAACUUUAUAUGAGACGACCCGUGUUUUCUUACACGAUGUCGAUCAUCGAUCAUGAAUAUCAUGGAUCAUAAACGUUUAGAGAUUAAACAUACAUUGACUGUAUAUUUUAUACGAUUGCUAUCGAAGAAUGGAAAGUAUUGUGCAGACUGGCCAAUAAAUUUAUCAGUUAAAUCUGUGCCAUGAGCGUGAGGAAUUAAACGCAUAGGUCAGGAUGCUUUUCUAACCAAGACUUUAAUCGACGAAGAGUAUAUCUUCGAGAUUAAAGUAAAUUAUCCUUUCGCAAAACGAUGAACAGAGCUAGAAAAAAAAAAAGAUAUGUUAAAGUUUUGUUGCUGUCAAUGAACUGCCUGUUAUUGUUUGAUACCUUAUUGGUUGCAUAGGAUAUGCCUGUUUUGGCUGGUUGAUGAGACAGUGCAAGGACUGUAAGCGCAUCGAUCGCGAACGACGCUUGGCGUCGCGACGGACCUAAAGGCGACGCCAUGUUAAUCAGACGACGCAUGGAUAAACGUUGCCAACGAAGUGAGGAAACCUGUCUUGAAUGACCUGAAAAGCUGAUCGUAAACAGUAAUAUAGUAAAAGAAAAAAGAAAAAAAGAUAUUAAUAUGCAAGCAAACAAAUUUUUUUUUACCGAAGUAUCGAUUGUCACUCGAUAGAAACUUUCCAGGGGUAACUCCGCGUGUUGCGCCAGCCCUGUUUACAGGGGCGCGUAGUUUUGUCCGAUAACGAAGACGCAGAGCUGGCUGCAUAAACUCGAGCGCCCCGGAAACUCAUUCAUCGUGAAAGUUGUCUUGCGGUCCAUUUGAAUAAUUUUAUACAAUAAUUGUAUGUUAUUAGGAAACGUCACAGGAAGCUUCGUACGUUCUCUUCUUGUUUAGCAAUUAAGAAGAUAACACAUAGAAGAAUUAAACAGAUAUUUAUCCAGCUUUCAAAUGUAACCCGAAGAAGA
Molecule: messenger RNA, 5304 nt
Organism: Eufriesea mexicana
Lineage: Eukaryota; Metazoa; Arthropoda; Insecta; Hymenoptera; Apidae
Gene: mlt
Product: tubulin folding cofactor E like protein mlt
Exons: 6
Coding region: 397-1935 (512 amino acids)
Cellular component (GO): cytoplasm
Source: RefSeq, a predicted model, not a curated record